Messenger RNA from Arachis stenosperma, 9823 nucleotides. Its product is annotated as BON1-associated protein 2-like. The coding region runs from base 6816 to 7334 and encodes 172 amino acids. Gene Ontology annotation, biological process: defense response. NCBI's taxonomy places the organism in Eukaryota, Viridiplantae, Streptophyta, Magnoliopsida, Fabales, Fabaceae. The record is from RefSeq and is a predicted model, not a curated record. The transcript has a single exon.
CUAGACCUCAACCUUAAAGAACAUAAAGGCUGAAUGAGAAGGCAAAGCUAGCAGCCUCUAAGUCAUUCUCAAUCCCAGGGGCCAGUCAGAAGUUUCCGAUUCCUAUUUAGAUAGUGUUGAAAGGCCUUCCUUUAUGGAUUCUUCUGUCUAUUGAGUCCCCAUCCAGUCAGCGACUGACUAAGAUUCAGUCUCAAGCUCGGUAUGAAAUGCCACUCUUAGUGAGUAGGCUAGCUAGGACAGUUAAGACUUUGAUCUUGAUACUAGCCCCCCCAUGAACAAAGUCCUGAUACAGAAAAGCCUAAGAUUCCUCUGUCUAUAUACACUGAGACGCCCUUUCAGUAGAAAACUUGUAAGUAUUUAUUUAGUUAGAGUCCAGCUGUGAUUGAGACAGAAAAGAAUGGUUUAGACUCCUAUUUACCGGGUAUUUAGAAAGGAAAGUCUUUGAAAGCCUUUACAGCAGUGGGAUAUGCAGCAGUAAAUUUAAGUAAGUCAGGGAUUUCCUUCUCCUCAGCUGUGUCGGAUGCAACUGAUGAAAGACCAGCAAGAAAGCAAGCAGUCAUUACUUACUAUCAAGUCCGGAAGAAAACCAUUUGGAAGGGACCGGAAAGCCUAAGAAUUUACUAAUCCCGCCUUUGAUUCACUUUCCACGCACUCAUAUUAUCUUCGCCUGUGAAUCACCUCAUCAUCAAAGAGAUUAUCUUAAAAUGCCCUUCAAAUCCCUCCGGGUAAUUAAUUAAUUCCGAAAGCCCUUAAAGCGCAGUUCCUAGUUCCUGCCUAGUCCCUAACUUCCUCGAGUGCUACACUACAAGUCUUUCUUCCAAGUCUAAAUUACGUAGGCCUCAAAGUAAGUAAGAAGGAAGCAAUUAAUCUUUUUGUGGAGUUGCUUUUCAACAGCUUCACGUUAAGUCCAAAGCCGUGGCUUACUGCACACUCUAUCAGACAGAGUCAAAGUAUAGAAUGAAUUAGUGACAGACCUGGGAAUCUUUUUGUCUUAAGUCCUUUCAUAGACUGACAUCUAUAGAGUCCUUCGUUAAAUGGUCGCAAUCAAAAAGAAGCGCUUAAUCUUCCUUACCCGGUACGGUAAUCUCUUCCUAAUGCCUGGACUUCCUUCUAGUAUUUAUUUUAUUUACUUCACUCUAAAAAUUACAUAUGUAAAAAGAUAAAUCCUGUAUGUAAUAGGCUAGAGUCAAAGCCAUUGAAUUGAUGAAUCUGAUCCUCUAUCCGCUAACUUCUCUUUAGCCUCUGACUGCCUAAUCACCGGAGGCCUGUCAGUCAUAAGAUCGGUUGAAGACUUCUAUUGACUUGCAUUCCCUUACUUCAUCAGAUCAAGCAGCAAUUUAGUAGUCAGAUUGACUUACACUGGUUGCUGGGACUAUACUAUAAGGCUCCUAUUCACAGCCUUUGAAUUCCGUCCUCUUACUCUCUUUCUAUUGCAAGUCGUACUUGAUUGAAAGAAGGCUAGCCCCUCUGAUCAGACAGCAAGGAUGCAAGCCACAUUAAAAUCAAAGACAGGCCAGACGGAAAAAGUAAGAUUUAUCAAGCCAGUCAAUCUAUCCAAAGAGCCUACCCUACGCCUCCUAUAAUAGAUUCCGCUCCAGCUGCUGUGUAAAAGCAUCAAGCAAAAGGAAAUAACCGGCCUAAGGAAGUAGCUCGACUUAGUAGUAGCAUUCCCGAGGAAAAGAAAAGGGCCUAAGCCUGUUUAGUUCCAUCUCCUUCUUAUCCGUUACAGUCGAGGGCAGUAGAGUUUGAAUUUGCUUUCUUUGUAGGCUAGGGGCUGGAGUCCUAGGUUAAGUUCUUCCCCUCUCGGUUUUCCUAACAAAAGUGUCAGUGGGUACCGCGCUUGCUACCAGACUAAGAAAGUGGAGCAAUAGACGUUCCACUUGUCCUCUUCCUUGCCCUUAUUCUGAGUGAGGACAUAUCCUAAUGUAAUGGUAAUGAACUAGACGACCUCGGAAGGAACCAUUAGAGGAGAAGGGUGGUCGUAGAUCAGGUGAGGAAGGUUACUGGCCCAAUAUGAAGGAAAACGUAUAAGAUUCUGUGAGUACCUGUUGCUGUAUGAGAUCUCUAAGGCAUGCAUACCAAAUGUAGAGAAAGUUAGAGGAAAGCCUUCAAGUAAUUUAAGCUUAUUCGUCCAAACAUUAUAUUAUAUAGGCCUGACCCUGGUUGUGGGAAAGACUUUUUCAAUUGCCAUUCCCGAUCGAAAAAGAAAGCCAGGAAGCUAGACCAAGGAAGCAAACCUCCGCGUGUUAUGCGAGUUUUGUCUAUGGGAAUUUGAAAGAUGUUUAUAGGAAUAAAAGAACAUGGUUUUGAUUCCUAUAGGGACUAGCAAACUUGUCUUGACCCCUAUCCUAAAAAGCAAAGCGGGGCCAAGAAUCUACUGCAACUAGCUCUAAGCUAGAUACCAGAAGGACACUUAACUGGAAGGGAAAAUGCCCUGUUAGCAGGACAAAUAAAGACUUUUUGCGAGGAAUGUUUUCGCACAUAGGUAACCACUAGCCGGCAAAGCCCUCCGAGAUGCAAGAAUGGGAAGGGAGUCAAAGACUGAUUGCCCUAAGGGAUUUAUUGGUGUUAGCACUUUCCCUCUUACCUUCGUCACCUUGCCUUGGGUCCUUACUCGCUGUUGGGAUAGAAGCCAGCUUAGUCUCACUAUGUUCAACUAAGCCACUUUGUCCCUUACAAGAAGAUCACUAGUAUAAGAACCACACCCGCGGCCAGAGAAAAAAUAGGGUUUGCACAAUUCCAUUUCUAAUAGAAUGCCAUCUUUAGCAAAAGCAAAGGAGGAUUGAUCUACGAAUGCCGGGUUAUCGAAUCUCCUGUUAGGCGCGCCAGCCCUGUUUUCAGGAAUUAUUGAAUCAGAAGCAUCUCGGGAGUCAUAGACUGUUUUCGACGUGAAGAAGACUCGGUUGUAGAUCGCUAGGCCCCUUAUUAAAAAUUUCUAUAGGAAGAUUCAUAUGAAAGGCUAGGCACCUUCCCCCCGGUCAAAUAAGGCGCACCUUUCAUAAAGUUUGAUAGAACUAAUGCUACAUCUGAUCUGCUAAUAAAAUGAGAUAUUCUAUCUCUUCCUCGGAACAGGUGAAUCAUAAAUUUUAUUCACCUAGGAGAACGCUUGAAAACACGAUUAGGAUAGACCUUUUCCGCGCAGUACCACACAAUGAAGUUGAUGGCAAAGCGCGAAGAGCGGCCAAUAAGACAGGAAUUCCAACGGUUGGCCGGUUGCAAACCAAACGCGAAAAUUCAAGGGCAGAUUCUAUUAGGAUUACUUGAUAGCCGCCUUAGCCUAAUAUAGAGGAUAGAGGGCUGACAAUAACAGAUCUCUUUUCUUUCCCUAAGGCUUUAGUUGCUUUGUCCUUGCUAAGCCUAUAAGCGCCUAAGUGAUUGUGAAGUCUGAUUUGUUCCCGAGGGAUUCUAAUAGACUUUCUGGACUCCUCCUUUUUAGCGAGUGUAGGAUUUAUGUUACAGGUCUGGGGUUCCCGUUAUCACUAGUCUUAGUGCCCCUAGAUUCUAUAAAUCUUCUUUUGGUGGACUCUGAGGCUAUGUUAUAGUAGGAAUGCUUGCUGGCUUGCACUUUAUCUUAGACGUCUAUCUCACUGUGAAACUCCUAGUUCUAAGACUAGGGAUCCGUUGACUACGCAUCUUCAUCUGUAUUUUGAUGAUAGUCAUAUGGACCCAGUGAAGCGCCGCUGUCCCUAUGACUUUUGCUCUUAGCUGCUGCCCUAUCAGGUAUGUUUGUUGGUUUGUAUCUUGUUUGUUUAGGAUCUCCUGCUUUGUCGUUACUUCUCGCGAUGUCUAUAGCAAGGUAGUCAGCAAAUCGGACAUAAUAUAUUUCUUCUACACAUGGGCAGGGCGAACACAUCUAAGCGAUUCAGCAUUCGUAGGAAUGGGGAAUAGAAAAUAGAGUACGAAGGGACUAGUUUUAGAACUUUUAUUAGUCAGCUAGGAAUCAACAGGAUGUCAUUACUUUAAAGCUGCUAGCUUAGCGAAUCCCCUUUUUGUAUUGGUAUCAAUGCACAAAUGCUCAUCUCUAUCUGUAUACAUUGCUUGAUUAAUGCAAUCCUCUUGCUUCGCAACCCUCCCUUCUGUCUCAAUCGAUCGUGUCCUGACUUAAUCCAUUAUCUUCCCUUCCUUAGUAACGGGCAGCAGCAGAAGUAAAUAGACAGCUAUAAGUCAAUAUGCGCGCUAUCUAUCUUUUUUCCCCUAUCUCUUGCAAUCGCUCUUCUGUCAACUGGAGAGUCUCUCCUUUCUUUACAUGACAGUUUACCGACUCAACCCAUCAUUUCUACCGGAAAAUGGGACUACAUAUCAGACAUUUUCAGCUGGAGCUGAGCGAGGAUCGGAUUCUGAGACUCGAAACAACUCGGCACUUGCAUCGGUGAAAUAACGUAUAAUAGAUAGACCUGGAAAUCGAUGCUUUCUGGCCCCUCACUUCCGGCUUGAUUAAGAGGUUGAGGGCGCCUCCCCUCUCUCUGGAGUUCGCCGCUUUCUUCCUGUGAGUGAAUCCUAUCUCUUCCAUAUGUGAAAUUUUCCUUUCAAGCAACCACAUUCAUUCAGCAGUGACAUCGAAAUGUGAGAUUGAAGCCUUUUCCUUCGCAUUUGCUUGUUAACAACGAGCCAACCUUCUGAGGGUUAGGUGAAGGUCUCGUUCCUGGACUGUCCAUACAUAAGAAUAGUAUUAUUUACCGUAGUAGCAACAAUUAGAAUUACUAAUUAAUUAUAUAAGUAAUAAUCCAUCUGGAAAGACAGCAUUAGAUACCUCAGAACUAAGAAGAAUGCCAGCCGAUGAGCAUAGGUAAGGGAUGACAAGCCUUAUUUAGGACAGGAAGGAAGAGAGCAUUACGAAUUGCCCUAUUUGAUCUAGUCUCUUCCAUUAUCAAUACCCGUACAUACAAAGAUCGUUGUAGCAAAGUACGAGGCACAUUUCCUCCCGAGCUCACAUUAGUUCUUCAGUGGGUGAGUUUUACAUUUAUCAUAGCUCUAUCUAAGAUAAAGUAAGUUAGAGUGGUCUGCUCCUCUAACUAGAAAUGAAAAUGUCGUAAGUAAGAGAAAGGAAGUUGAUCUGCCUUUCUUCGCGCUGACUCUGCGUAAAGUGAGAUGUGUGAUAGCUGGCAUGGGACUGUUUACCAGCAGCUAAUUGUUCAUCAUGCUUUCUCUGUGUAAAGUGCUGAUAAUUCUCCUUCCUAAUGCUAUCGGCUUCCUCCCUGGUACUGUAUGGGCCGAGCCUAGCUCCUGGGUAGGGGACAGCAUAUAGCGGCGCGACACGCGCGUGGAAGCUCUCGCGACUCUUCCCAGUUAAGUUUCCUUUGUGCAUCUUGUCUUUCCCAAUUCUUUCUUGGUUGAUAAACCCAACCGGCAAUUGACAACAAACAAGUCUCCCCUUUUUGGUUGGGAGCAGAGCUCUUUUUGAACGGUUUCUGUCAUGUCUCCACUAAUUCCAAUUUUGGGUUCCGUAGUUGGUGCUUUUGUAGGACGGUUGCUCUAUUUUGGAUCAGAACAAAGCAGCAGUCUAAUGACUAUCCCCCUUUAUGGGAUAGUCUUGUUUUUUUGUUGUGCGCUCCGGGGUUUUUUUGGGGUCUCAUUAACUAGACGUUAUGGAAGGGGACUCGUCUUGGUUAUCGAUACGUGCCUUUAUUUUCUGGUCGCCUUGUAUCUUGGUUCUUUUAGGAUUUAUACGGGCUUACUAUUGCUUUCAAUUAUUUGUCCAGUAGUUUCGAACGAAGGAGGUGUAAUCCUUUCUAUGGUUUCGGGGGAUGGUUCGGCGUCCAGCGUGAACCAGCCGACGCCUACCUAUUCCACACAGCCGGGCUCGUCCUCCGAGACGGGGGAUAAUGUAAUUCCUCCUUCUCCUGGAGAAGGGCCGUCCCAUCAAGGGUCUGUUGUGCGAAAUGAAAGGAAUCGUCAAUGCGAUUUCGCAUUGUACGGCUCGAGCUGGACAAUAGCCCCUAUUUGCUGGAUAAGGCAAGGGGAGACUAUUGGGCUCAAAGAUGUUGUUUCGACGUCUCCCUCAGGGAUUGGUCAGUGGCUUUGGGUAUACCGGUUCGGAGAGAUCGACGAGCACCUCACACAGCCAUGCCAACCGCAAGCUUUUGAAUAAAAUUAGGGGUGAUCUUUGACCGGCCGAUGCAGCGGGAAACUACCCCGUAAGAACAUUGUAAAGUCCAAACUCCUUUACAAAAAGGAGACCAUCCAGUAAGUGCCAUAGGACUGGUUGAGAAAGAAGAUGCCGGCCGAUACAGAAAAUAGAGGACUGUUAGCAGAAGCAGUUUUAUCGCAUUUCUCGUCUCUCGCUUAGCUCUGUGUCCUCGCCGCUGUUGGAGUAAAGGCAUGCCCUGGGCCAAGAAAAGUAGUCCUUUCAUUGGCUAACGGGAUUACGCUUAAUGGUACUUAAUGGGAUAGACCGAUCAUCGCUUUCUUCCUUCUACUAGUUCUGGAGUCAAGCUAGCAAACAAUUUAUUAGAUAUAGGUCAAUCACGGAUUCAAGCUAUAGCAAACAAGACUGAUAGUCUAUCCUCAGCAGCUGAGCUUCGCUAUACUAUAAACUCAACUCAAAGACAGAAAUUAGCAUAUAAUGAAAGAUGGAUUAUAAGUACGGUGAAACCUGUAUCCCAAUUGUUAAAUCAAAAACAUAAGGUAGUUUACUUACUUAGUGCUUGCGCUCGAACGAUAACAUUCCUUUUCUCUCAACAUCAUCAGGCACCUCUUCCCUCCGCCGGAAUCAGAACCGUUGAUUCUUUCUUGGUUCAUCACGCCCGUCGAUCUUGCCGGAGAUUGAAGAAGAAAGAAUGAAAGACGGCGGUGCGGUAGGGUUCUAGAGAGAGAGAAUGGCGUCGCCGGCGAAGAUGCAGGAGCAAGUAUUGGAGAUCAACUUGAUCUCAGCACAAGGACUGCAGCCACCUUCGUCUCCACGGCGGAGGCUCCAAACCUACGCCCUCACAUGGAUCGACCCCUCCACCAAGCUCCGAACCCGAGUCGACAAGGUUGGCGGCCACAACCCUACCUGGAACGACAAGUUCCUCGCCAGCGACACCUCCGGAAUCUCCGUCGCCAUCUACGCCGUCGGCACCUUCCGCCUCAUCGGCACCGUCAGGUUCCUCAUCAGCAACAUCCUCUCCUCUCCCGCCGACCCCGACGCCGCCAGAACACCCUGCUUCAGCGCCGUCCAGAUUCGCCGGCCGUCGGGGAGGUUCCACGGCGUCAUGAACAUCGGCGCCAUGGUCGUGGAAGCCUCCGACUUCCCGGCGCUGCACAAGAUCUCGGCGAUAGGGUACCGCGACCUCAUGGGAAUGAAGAUAAAGCACCACCGGAGGAAGCGAAACCGAAGCCCGCGGCGGCGGCGUUGAAGGAGUGGAACGGGGUGAGGGAAUUGGCGGGAAACAAAGGAUUAACGGCUUCGGGAUUCUUGUGCUGCUUGGUGGCCCGCAGAAGUAUCCAACUCACUCCCACUAACCCUGCCAUGGAAAGGUAAACCAACAAUAAAGCUACAACCCUCUCUCAGCACAGCCUGGGAAACCUCUUAUCCUCUACCUUACCUCGACAAAAAAAUCUAUUGGUGGAUUAUUGUCUCGGGAGGUAGAUGGAGUGGAAUAGGGCUACUCCACCUGACUCACGGUCGCUCCACGGGAAAGCACCACUAGGAGACGAAGCAAGCCGAGGCUUUCGAGGCAGAUAUCGCCAUUACACGGUAGUAGGGAAACCGGUCCUUGUAAGCAGCACUAGAGAGGGGAUAGAGACUCGAGACUUCAAACUAAUGUCCUUCUUCCUCUGAGCCAGGUUCCUUGUAGAGUCUAUCUACUAGAGACAUUAACGGUGCUCACCCGGUUGGGAAAAUUCAAUACUCGAAUGGGGAAAGCCCUCCAUCGUACAGUUCGGCGGACACGGAAGAGCUAGUUCAUAGGGCUCGUCCUUUCUCAAUAUGGGCAUGGGACCGCCAAUCCCGCCUUAGGAAAAGCUCGGGAUGAUGAUGGGGCUAGCAACCGGUCCUCCAAGAAGCUAGAUCUCUUGGGCGCUUUCUUUCCCUUGUAGCCAAGUCAUACUCAUUCCGUACGACGAAUGGGCCUUCGAGGUCGGAACUCAUCACACAUUACUGGGUAGAUCCGUUGGGGGAUAAGGGUUCUAGUUCAAUAAAGGUGCUUCUCAUUAUAUCGAAUAAUAAGUUAGGCCUGUAGUGUUCAUUAAAUUAAUUAAAUUAAAGGAGGUACUGAAGCUCAAUCUCCCGAAGUUGACGCGAAUUUUUAUGUUGAUUGGUAAUAGACCCCCGUAGAAAGCUACCGCAUUGCAACCAGGGAGUUUAAGAUAGCUAUGCAUGGGUUUUUAUAGCUAUAGCUGACGAUAAAAGGCUGUCUUUUAAAACUAAAACGUCAUUCAAAAAUGAUUUUUAUUACAUAUGCAGGAAUAGCUGUCAAAAUCUUAAAUAAAUACGAAGAUAUAGACAGGAGCAGGAAGGUUUUGUAUUGUCUGGUCCCGAGCCCGCCUUACAAAAAGUGCCAGCUGCUGAACCUGUCAAGUGGAAGCGUAGAAGAGUAUUGGCGAGCUCAGAGGCUAACCCGACAAGUAACUUCCGAUAUUUUUAUGCGGAAAACGGGAAAUGGCUCGGAGAAUCGUCGGCCGGUAGAGGAAUCGGAGCUUUAUAACAUUUCAGUCUACGAUGAAACCGCGACGAGUACUUAUUUUUUUGUUUUGCCAUUUUGAGGAUCUUGAUCCGACUGAAAUCCGAAAGCAGCAGCGGGUCUUCAAAUCAAAUCGGGGAAUCACGGGCGUGGGUAAGGGUUGGGGCCCCAGCGGUCUUUGUAUGGGAACCUCCACAGUUGGUGGCGGGAAGACUUUUGAUCAAUAGAACAAGAAGAGGAGUCAAACCCAACAGGAGCAUGCAAAUCAAAUAUUUUCAUAUCUUAUUGAAGGGCGUCCGAAGAAGUCAAACUCGCGGUGAGCAAGACACUGAACGCUCACCUACCUGUAUCCGCUUUUUUAGAAGAUACAGAUAGUACUAGUCUCUGUUUCGGCCUUCGAAUCCAGUCUACUGAAAAAAUGGCCAAAAGUAGUCUGGCCGAAAAGCGGAUUCGGGAACUCUUGGGACCCGAAAUGGGUCAAAUGUCCCUGGAAUUUUAAAAGGGCUGGGGCCCCAUAUGCGUGUACUUUGCUUCGCGAGACUUUAAGGCAUUUGGCGAUUUCUCGCAGGAGCAAAUACGUAGCAUGGCCCAACAGACGAGAUCCCAUAGGAGGAUUUCGUCUGAGAGCCCAAUAUAUCAUGGGCGGGCCCCGAAUUGGCGCAGCCACCAUAAGACCCAUGGGAGGCCUACGCCCAGGUCAACAGGAUCCUUUAUAAAAAAAGUGAUCCUAAGCGCACUCAUUUUCCAAAUAAUUAAUGCUAUCUGUAGACAGUUUCACCCUGAGAUCGAUGCCAUGCUGACGCCCUGGUUCCGCAGAAUCUUUGGCGUCAUGCAUGAGAUCGUAGACAGGGUGGUUUCUGGGGAGGAAGGGGCCCCAAUCCCGGAAGAAAGAGUUAGUGCACUGCAUCUAACUCUUUUUUUUUGCUGCCUCUUUCUGCUAGUAAAGCUCGUCGGGCCGAACUAGAUGAGCGCGCGAUCAUCGAAGAGUCAGUGGCCGAAAGGGACAAGAAAUAAAUAGCUUUCUUGGAAAACCUUGGGAUCGAGCUCCAUAAAAAUGGUCCCGAGGCUAUCAAAACCAUCUUUCGCCCCGCGCCGCCCUCGAAUGGUCAACAGGAUUAAAGAGGCCUACACAAGUGUAUACUUUAUCAAUCAGGCUACUCCCCGAACAUGCCUACGGAAGGUAGGGGAAAGUAAGGACCAGAUGAGCAGCUUCUAAUGAAUUG